Messenger RNA from Aspergillus fischeri NRRL 181, 465 nucleotides. RefSeq lists its product as uncharacterized. Gene Ontology annotation, molecular function: oxidoreductase activity, acting on paired donors, with incorporation or reduction of molecular oxygen; iron ion binding; monooxygenase activity. The coding region runs from base 1 to 465 and encodes 154 amino acids. The transcript has a single exon. NCBI's taxonomy places the organism in Eukaryota, Fungi, Ascomycota, Eurotiomycetes, Eurotiales, Aspergillaceae. The record is from RefSeq and is a predicted model, not a curated record.
AUGACCACCGUGCACCUGGGAAGCAAAACGUGGAUAUUCCGAACAGCCAAAGAGCUGUAUCUGAGAUUUUCGCUAAGCGUGGCUCCAUCACGAACGGCCGGUCUCCAGUGCCAGUCGCCAGCGGAAUUGUCAGCCGCCAUGGCCGCUCUUUUAUUCUGCUAUCCCGAGGUCUUCCAGAAGGCAAGGGCGGAGGUGGACCGGCUCUGCGGGACGGACAAGAAAAAGUUGCGUCUGCCGGUGCUUGAUGAUAUGGAUCAGAUGCCGUAUACCUGCGCUAUCAUCAAGGAGCUCCUCCGCUGGAGGCCCAUCUUCCCUUCAACCCCGGACCAUGUCCUGACCUCUAAUCUGGAAUUCGAAGGGUACCAUAUCCCCGCUGGAGUUUGGUUUGUGGUCAACGAGAUCCCUGGGUGCUAUGAGUCAGAACCCAGACGUCUUCAAGCCCGAGUGGUGGCUCGACGGUCAUGA